Molecule: messenger RNA, 2439 nt
Organism: Guyanagaster necrorhizus
Lineage: Eukaryota; Fungi; Basidiomycota; Agaricomycetes; Agaricales; Physalacriaceae
Exons: 6
Coding region: 1-2439 (812 amino acids)
Biological process (GO): ubiquitin-dependent endocytosis
Cellular component (GO): plasma membrane; cytosol; cytoplasm
Molecular function (GO): protein-macromolecule adaptor activity; ubiquitin protein ligase binding
Source: RefSeq, a predicted model, not a curated record
AUGCAUGGAAUCAAAAAGAAUAAUCUCAGCAUCCGUCUUACAGAGUCUGCUGUCUUUCUGAGGACCGAUGAUGCAUCUGGAAGAAAUCCCAAUAGUGAUUCACGACCUUCCGUUUUGCGUGGUUUGCUCAUUCUUGAGCUGGCAAGACCGACCAAAAUAACCAGCAUUGACCUCAAACUCCAGGCCACCUCUUCUACAGCAUGGCCAGAAGGCUUUGGUUCCCGGAGAGUAGAUGUCACGGAGGACAACAAGGUUUUCUCCGUGUCUACUGUGUUAUUCAACGCCGGCCCGCCUCCCCGUCGGACCAUGUCUGUUGGCCCCGGCUUGACAGGCUACAAAGAUCAAGCCUUUGACGAAUAUGAUGACGAUUAUCUCGACCCUGCCAGCCAUUCCGAGGAUGCUCUUUAUAUGGCAGUCACCGCAAAUGCGAAUCGGUACCUAAGAGCCCAGCGUCGUGUUAGUGUCGAUAGUUCAUACCGACGAAAUCCACAAUCAUACGAUGCAGAUAUUCCUCCAUAUUCACUUUAUGCACCGUCGUCGUCGUCCGGCUCAUUAACUACACCUUCACAUUCAUCGCCUUCCGUGGAACGUCCGACAUUAAGUCCUGCUCACUCUGCAGGACAUCUUGAGACCGUGGAUGAAAACCCUGCCAAUACCUUGAUAGGUUUGCGAAACACACUGAGGCCUGACUUGAGUCGUGGCAGAGGAAGUCCUUCGCGUGCACUACCCCCUAAUCCACCCACCAUUCACUCUUCGUCGUCUAGUCUGCGUUCUUGGCAACCCAUCUCACGAGAUGGAUCGCGUUCUAGACGUGUGAGCAUUGACGAACCCUUCGAGUCCGGCCCUAGCACCACACAGAAUUCUCCUCAGUUAUCACCACUGCGAGUUCCCAGCUUAUUAGACACGCGCAGUCCAAGUGAAUCCCGUGGUCGGAGGAAGGUAUCUCGUUUCAGUCUUGCCUCAGUAUCCAAUGCCAUAAUGGAUGUCGUUCGAUCAACUUCACCCAGAAAGGGCUUUGGAGUUGGGAGUCGCUCGACGGAACGAGAUUUCCCUCUAGACGAGACUUCGUACAGAGGACGGACACGCGAGAAAGCAAAACCGUUGUUGACGGCUAACGAUAACAACGUUGAACGAUCGCAUUCAAGACAGAAGGGCUGGUCAACGGAACGGCUGACGCUCGGCCUACUUGGGGAUAUCUUAAAUCCAGACAUGGAUGAUAAGAUUGACACCGAGCGAUGGCGAGAAUUCAAAGCAGGUACAUAUACUUACCCAGUAUCAUUCACGAUACCCGGGAAUGCACCUCCCACUCUGCAAUGCAGUUUUGGUUCUGUGUCGUGGACCAUCUCCGCAAAUGUCCACCGCCCUGGGACAUUUAAGACCAAGCUGUCUGCUCAGCGCGAGAUCGUCGUUGUGUCCUGUCCGACCGAGGAGGACACAGAAGAUACCGAGAAUAUCAUCGUGGAGCGCCAUUGGGACCAGCAGUUGCAGUACCUUAUCACGAUAUCCGGCAGAAGUUUCUACAUUGGUGGCACGAUCCCUAUUUCUUUUACUAUGAUGCCUCUCACGAAGGUAAAAAUACACCGUUUGUCAGUGUUUAUCGAAGAGAAAGUGGAGUACCUUGUUCACUUCAAACGUGUUGCACGAACAGAACCGAUCACCCAUGUCCAGCUUCUUAGUAUAAAGCACGAAGGGAAGCACCCAGGUCCGAUCCUACCUUUGGAGUCGGAUGAUAUAGACGCUCUUAGGAAUUCGCCUCUGCACGCUGUAGUUAACUCUGAAGACGACAUUUCGGAGCUCGCAUCAAGCUGGAUGGGACCGGGACCAUGGACACUUCAGCGCGAUCUACCACUUCCUAGUUCUUGCCGCAUGCUUCACUUUACAAACAAAAACAAAAAGAGCAAUAUCUGUGUCACUCACACGCUGAAAUGUGUUAUUCGAGUAGAAACCGGCGACCCAAAUGCAGUUGAUCCCAAGACGGGGAGGAGGAAACUCUUCGAUAUCGUGGUGCAGACUCCAAUCAUGAUAUUAUCUUGUCGCUGCAAUCCGGAAUGGUCAUCUCUACCACAUUACUCGAAGUCUUUCGAGGAUCCGACUUCUAUCGCCGUCCAGUGUCCGUGUCAGCUCCAGUCUCUGGAACGGGUGCGGGGGAAGGAGAAAGAACGUGAGCGUGAGCAUCAUCCUCUGCCUGAUUUUGUAGGGCCGUUCAAUGGGCUGGAAAGAAUUGGCUCUGGUCGUUCUUCCGACGACUCUAGUGCAUCGCCGGUCGAGGCUAGUCCAUUAGACCCGAGCUCGAUGCGGUCGCUGCACCAGGUGGAGGAGGCGAUGGAUGAAAGUACUUUAUAUGAGCGGCUGGUUUCAGGACAGCAGAGUAUAAUGGGGGAGGCACCUCCCGCAUAUGAUAGUAUUUCUAGGCGGAUGACUGGACAAUUGUAUGAAUAG